Messenger RNA from Plenodomus lingam JN3, 1659 nucleotides. RefSeq lists its product as uncharacterized. Lineage: Eukaryota; Fungi; Ascomycota; Dothideomycetes; Pleosporales; Leptosphaeriaceae. Gene Ontology annotation, biological process: secondary metabolic process. The record is from RefSeq and is a predicted model, not a curated record. Gene Ontology annotation, molecular function: CoA-ligase activity.
AUGACGACAAUCGUUGAGAAGACGCCAGAUGGUAUCAUAUACAGAGCAGCUAAAACGUAUCCUAUACCAGACGUUGAUAUCCUGACGCUAUUGUUCGAUUCUGAGGAGUCUUUAAAGAAUCCUGACCAGCCAAUCCAUAUCUCAGCCGCUGACCCAACACUCACACUAACCAUCUCGCGGGCUCGCGACCUCACUCACGCAACGUCAGCAGCUCUCCGCAAACACUUCGACAUCGGCGUCCAAGGUGCAGGUCAAGAUAUAUGUUCUGUGAUUUCCACGGGCCAUUAUUUGCUCCCCGUUCUAGCAUACGGUAUCAUCGGUGCAAGUGGUGUUCUUUCGGCUGCAUCUGCAACAAGCACAGCCAGUGAGCUCAGUAAGCAAAUCCAAGGCGCUCAAUCAAAGAUUUUAGUCACUGUUGAAGCCACCAAAGACGUAGCGAUCAAAGCUGCAGAGGAGGCUGGAUGGGGAGCAAAUGGCGGGGGACGAAAGAAUGGGGAGUUGGGAGAGAAUUUGAUCGAUCAUGAUCAAAAGCUGCCUUGGGUGAAGAUUACAGAUCCACGGGAGUUGGAGAUUAGCCUCGUGGUCUUGAUCUACAGUUCUGGGACGACUGGGUUACCCAAAGGUGUCAUGCUGUCUCACCGGAAUAUGGUAGCAGAAGCCGUCAUCCCAGGCGACAUGUUCAAAGAAUGGCUAGCGCAGAAUCGGCCCAACUUCGAAUAUCGAACCAUUGCCCACUUACCAACCGCUCACAUCGCAGGUAUCCAAGGCUACCUCAUCAAUCCAUUCUACAUGUCCGGAUCUGUGUACUGGAUGCCCCGUUUCGACUUUGUGCAGUUUCUCGAAUACAACGCGAGAUACAGGAUUACCUUCUUCUUCACUGUACCACCCAUCUACCUCCUCAUUGCCAAGUCCCCAGCAGCAACAGAUCAGUUCAAGACGCUCGAAGUCGCCAUCUCGGGUGCCGCGCCACUAGGCAAAGAGCUCCAACAUGCUGCUAGUCAAAAGCUCGGUGGUCCCGAAUGCUUCAUCAGCCAAACAUGGGGUCUAUCUGAGACAACAGGUAGCGUGACCCUUAUGCCCAUGGAUAUGAAAGACGACACGGGGUCCGUCUCUGCCCUCAUCUCGAACAUGCUAGCCCGCAUCAUCGACGAGAUCGGCAACGACGUGGAGCCCGGCCAACCCGGCGAAGUCAUUGUCAAAGGGCCCGUCGUGUGCAAAGGCCACUACCAAAACGAGGCCGCAAACGCUGAAGCCUUCACUGGCGACUGGUUCCACACGGGCGACAUUGCCGAGUUCCGCAACGGCCUGUUUUACAUUGUCGACCGCAAAAAGGAACUCAUCAAAUACAAGGGCAUGCAGGUUGCGCCCGCCGAGCUGGAAGCCUUACUGCUGAGCCACGACGACAUUCUGGAUGUGGCGGUGAUUGGCGUCGAGACUGAUGAUGGGACGAGCGAGGUACCCAGGGCCUAUGUUGUUGCCGACAGUAGGAAGAUCACUGGAGAGCAGAUUGUAGAGUGGGUGAAGGGGAGAGUGGCCAGUCAUAAGCAAUUGAGGGGUGGAGUUGUGUUUUUGGAUGUUAUUCCGAAGAGCCCGGCGGGCAAAAUAUUGAGGAAAGAUUUGAGGGUGUUGGCAAAGAGGGAGCAUGGUGCUAAGUUGUGA